CUAGAGUUGGGAAGACAUCACUGAUUAUGUCUCUGGUCAGUGAAGAAUUUCCAGAGGAGGUUCCUCCUCGGGCAGAAGAAAUCACUAUUCCAGCUGAUGUCACCCCUGAGAGAGUUCCAACACACAUCGUAGAUUACUCAGAAGCAGAACAGAGUGAUGAACAACUUCAUCAAGAAAUAUCACAGGCUAAUGUCAUCUGCAUAGUUUAUGCUGUUAACAACAAGCAUUCUAUUGAUAAGGUAACAAGUCGAUGGAUUCCUCUCAUAAAUGAAAGAACAGACAAAGACAGCAGGUUGCCUUUGAUAUUGGUUGGGAACAAAUCUGAUCUAGUGGAAUAUAGCAGUAUGGAGACCAUCCUUCCUAUUAUGAACCAGUACACUGAAAUAGAAACCUGUGUGGAGUGUUCAGCAAAAAAUCUGAAGAAAAUAAUGAAGCCAGCCUGUAUAAAAGCCCUUACUCGUAUAUUUAAAAUAUCUGAUCAAGAUAAUGAUGGCACUCUCAAUGAUGCUGAGCUCAACUUCUUUCAGAGAAUUUGUUUCAACACUCCAUUAGCUCCUCAGGCUCUAGAAGAUGUCAAGAAUGUAGUCAGAAAACAUAUAAGUGAUGGUGUGGCUGAUAGUGGAUUGACACUGAAAGGUUUUCUUUUUUUACACACACUUUUUAUCCAGAGAGGGAGACAUGAAACUACUUGGACUGUGCUUCGACGAUUUGGUUAUGAUGAUGACCUGGAUUUGACACCUGAGUAUUUAUUCCCCUUGUAUGUACCUUUGUAUUUGAGCUGUUGGUUAGGCUAUUCAAUAUUGACUGAACAAGAGUCUCAAGCUUCAGCCAUUACAGUAACAAGAGAUAAAAAGAUAGACCUUCAGAAAAAGCAGACUCAAAGAAAUGUGUUCAGAUGUAAUGUAAUUGGGAUGAAAAACUGUGGGAAAAGUGGAGUUCUUCAGGCUCUUCUUGGAAGAAACUUAAUGAGACAGAAGAAAAUUCGUGAUGAUCAUAAAUCCUACUAUGCGAUUAACACUGUUUAUGUAUAUGGACAAGAGAAAUACUUGUUGAUGCAUGAUAUCUCAGAAUCGGAGUUUCUAACUGAGGCUGAGAUCUUUUGUGAUGUUGUAUGCCUCGUAUAUGAUGUCAGUAAUCCCAAAUCCUUUGAAUACUGUGCCAGGAUUUUUAAGCAACACUUUAUGGACAGCAGAAUGCCUUGCUUAAUCAUAGCUGCAAAGUCAGACCUGCAUGAAGUUAAACAAGAAUAUAGUAUUUCACCUGCUGAUUUCUGCAGGAAACACAAAAUGCCUCCACCACAAGCCUUCACUUGCAAUACCACUGAGGCACCCAGUAAAGAUAUCUUUGUUAAGUUGACAACAAUGGCCAUGUACCCAGAGGAUCAUUACAGAGACAGACUCUCCCGAGACACGGGCAACACUGAUAGAAUAGAGAAUUUGAGAAAAGUCUGGGUCUUUCUAAAAACUGCUUUCCAUGCCCGGUUACGCUGUAUGUGCACCUGCAACAGGUGUACAUUUUGCAUCUGUCAGAACUUCCUCAACUCAGAGUUGCUGCAAUCUAUAAAGAACAAAAUCUUCACUGCAAUUCUUAACAGGUUAAGAGCCCGGGUAGCUGAGUGGGGUGCCAUGCUGUUAGCAGACGACGAAGGCAGUAUUACUCACCAGGUGCACGCCGUCAGCUCUGUUGAAGAUUCCAUCUUCAUGGAGUCAUCUCAUGGUCCACUUUUUCUUGAAGCCAGGCACGUGACACAAGCUGACCUCAAGAGUUCCACGUUUUGGCUUCGAGCAAGUUUUGGUGCUACUGUUUUUGCCGUUUUGGGCUUUGCCAUGUACAAAGCAUUAUUGAAACAGCGAUGAUUUAAAACAAAAAAAUACUGGCCCCUACCAAAAACAAAUACUUUUAUGUACAUUCUGAAUGCUUUAAAUUCUGCUAGAAAUAUUGACAUAUUUAUACAUGCAGAGUUACUUUAUUAAUUAUUUGUAAUUCGUGCAUAAGAGUAUUUUAACGAUAGUUGUAACUGCAGUAUUGGCUAGCAUAUGGAAAGAAACAGCUUAACAGCCAGACUAAAGUGGCUAAAUUCCAGAGGCCAAAAGGGAAUGUUUUGUAAAUAAUGUACAUAUUCAGGCAAGAUAUGGUCUCCCAAACUGAGUUCUAGAAAUGAUAUUUCUAGAUGUUUCUACAUGGUAUUGUUAGUGCUCAGUUGGCUCACUCUCCUAGGCUUAAGUCAGUUCAGAGAUUGUAUUUACUCAUGGAUCACUUAUUUAUUUACAUUUACUCCGAAUGUUCUUUGGGUCCUUCAAGUACCGGAGGCACAAUUUACCACUUUCUCUCCGUUUGUAAAAACAAACAAGUCAUUGUCAGCUUACCAGCACAACCUUCUUUCAGUCACUUGGGUAGGCCAGCCUGGAAGCUACCGGGCUAGCUAGACAAUUGUAAAACUGAGUGUGAGGAGCUUUAAGGAAGGAGGAGCUAAAGGCAAUUAGAGGUGUUACCUGCGCGAUUAUGUUGCUUCCUUUGUCAGGAUGUUGAAUUUUAUAGCCCUUUCAAUCAAAUGAGAAAAAAGAUUUGUAUAUUAUCAAUGUUUUUAGUUCAAAUAAACAGUCACCACUGCAACAAUUGAAUUUCCUCCCAAAGUGUAAAUCAUUCUACAAGGGCUGUGUCUGUCCUAGUGAUUCAGCAGCUGCAUGUAUCAUGAAGUGUUCUAUGUCUGUCUGGGAUAACCUAGAAGCAGCACUUUUUUAAAUGGUAAAAUAAGUCUAAUGAAUAUAAACUCUCAUGAUAAACCUAUUUUUUCCAUCAUUGACCUUUUCAAGUAUUUAAAUAAAUGACCACUGUGUACUGUGA
Myotis davidii is the source of this 2844-nucleotide messenger RNA. It is a transcript of the gene RHOT1, whose product is annotated as ras homolog family member T1. Lineage: Eukaryota; Metazoa; Chordata; Mammalia; Chiroptera; Vespertilionidae. Gene Ontology annotation, biological process: mitochondrion organization; regulation of mitochondrion organization; small GTPase-mediated signal transduction. Gene Ontology annotation, cellular component: mitochondrial outer membrane. Bases 27 to 1856 code for a protein of 609 amino acids. The record is from RefSeq and is a predicted model, not a curated record. The transcript is spliced from 19 exons. Gene Ontology annotation, molecular function: GTP binding; GTPase activity.